AUGCCUACCGCAAUCGCAAAGCUCGAGGCUCUGCAACCAGCCCUAUCUGUUACUGCCCAAUCCCUUGGUGCCCCCGAGGACCUUCCCGGACUCGAUGCUUCCAAAGUGUUAAUCACGCACUCGACCAACCUUAAAGAGCUCCCGCCCCCCGAGAAACUUGUUUUUGGCCAGACCAUGACGGAUCACAUGCUCAUUGUGAACUAUAGUCCUGAGACCGGCUGGUCGGUCCCUGUCAUUAAGCCCUAUGCUCCUUUGCAACUUGACCCGGCAUGCUCAGUAUUUCAUUAUACUCCUGCGCUCUUUGAAGGGAUGAAGGCUUUCCUUGACCCAUCUGGGCAGCCCAGAUUGUUCCGUCCGGACCUGAACAUGCAGCGGAUGUCAACGUCGGCAGACCGGGUUGCUUUGCCUCACUUUGAUGCAAACGAGUUGUUGAAACUCAUCAAGAAGCUUGUGAAGCUCGAGGCACGAUGGAUUCCCAAGAUCCAAGGCUACAGUUUGUACAUCAGACCAACUAUGAUCGGUACUCGGCCUGCUAUCGGCGUCGCUGCAUCAACGCACGCGUGCCUCUACGUCAUCUGCUCUCCGACUGGUCCAUACUUUCCUACAGGAUAUAAGCCCGUUAGCUUAUGGGCGGAACAAGACGCUGUUCGCUCAUGGCCAGGGGGAACAGGCGCAUACAAGCUUGGUAUCAACUAUGCCCCAUGCUUCAAACCACAACAAGAAGCGGCUCGUAAAGGCUAUCAGCAGAUUCUGUGGAUUUUGGGUGAAGCCCAGCAGAUCACCGAAGUCGGCCAAAUGAACUUUUUCGCGGUGUUCCAGCGGGACGACGGAGCCUACGAUGUGGUUACUCCCAUACUGGAUGGUACCAUCCUGCCCGGAGUCACACGAAACUCGGUCUUGGCACUUGUCAGGGCUGAUGGCGACUCUUCUCUAUUGGCCAACUUCCAGAGAUCCCACAAGUUGUAUGCACACGAACGGCAGUUAACACUUCCGGAACUCCACGAAAUGUCCGAGAGCGGUCGAUUGAUAGAAGCAUUUGGUGUUGGAACUGCGGCAAUUAUCUGCCCUAUAGGGAGAGUCGGUUACCAAGACAAGUCCACCGGCGCUACGCGCGAGAUACAAAUGCCCGAAUAUAAGAGUGGGUUGGGGCCGUUAUCGACGGUUCUUUUGGAGAGUAUCGUCGCGAUUCAAGAAGGGAGGAUUGAGUUUGAAGGAUGGAGUCAACCUAUUGACGUGUAA
Molecule: messenger RNA, 1239 nt
Organism: Rhizoctonia solani
Lineage: Eukaryota; Fungi; Basidiomycota; Agaricomycetes; Cantharellales; Ceratobasidiaceae
Product: amino-transferase class IV protein
Exons: 10
Coding region: 1-1239 (412 amino acids)
Biological process (GO): L-valine biosynthetic process; L-leucine biosynthetic process
Cellular component (GO): mitochondrion
Molecular function (GO): branched-chain-amino-acid:2-oxoglutarate transaminase activity
Source: RefSeq, a predicted model, not a curated record